AUGACCACCGCCAUGGACACACUAGCUCAACAACCUCACCAUAUAGCAGAACCUGCAUACGCAAUUCUGAGAAUAAAGCGGAGAAGAGACGAGGAGCCUCUCGACGCCCUGGUCGUUGAAUCCAAGAGCAGAAGGAAGAAGACGAAAGGGGGGCCUGGCGUGUUUCAGUAUGUGCAAACUGUAGAAGACACGGUGUGGAAUAGCGAAAAGGCACAGAAGGAGCUGCUCGAGGAAAAGAUUCCCCGCCUUGCACGAGAGAAGACGCUACAUGCAGACUGGAAAGCACAAGCCCCUGAUCGACGUUCGCCUCUGCUGAAUAGAAACGACAGGCGGUACACUAUCAUCGAGACGGACCCUCCGCUAUCACCACAGAAGAGCAGCCCACCUGUAGUCUCGGCGUCACAGAACAACGAUACACAGCAGCCAUGCUCAGAUUUCAAGAUGUAUGACGCCGUCCUGGCUACCCCAGCCGAGACGCCUGAUUUGGAUCCAGAAAUGGAGAAAUUCCAGUCCAUGCUCUCCGACUACUUGAAGUUGAACGAGGUGGAUGUUCGACCACAAACCCAGCAACCCAACCUAAUGGUCGACAGCGCAAUGAAAUCACCAGAUACCGAGGGGGACUAUGUGUGGGACGUGUUCUAUCAUCGCCCUGCAACGCUUGCAGAGUGGAACGAGAUCGCUAACGUCGGAACAUUGUCCGGUUUUCCUGCCCCCAACACGGAUUCAUAUUCUUCAGAUUCGGACCAAUCUGAGGAGGAAGAUGAGGCAGACGAGGAUUCCAAUGACGAGGACUAUUAUAAGAAUGAUUACCCUGAUGAGGAAGAUGAUAGUGACGAGUGGCACGAGGAUUCUGACUACGACGAUAUGAUGGGUUAUCACAAUGAGAGGGAGCAGUUUGACUUCUGA
Molecule: messenger RNA, 906 nt
Organism: Coprinopsis cinerea okayama7#130
Lineage: Eukaryota; Fungi; Basidiomycota; Agaricomycetes; Agaricales; Psathyrellaceae
Exons: 8
Coding region: 1-906 (301 amino acids)
Biological process (GO): developmental process
Source: RefSeq, a predicted model, not a curated record